UCUGAUGUGUCGUUGAUAACAUCUGCCUGCCUGUAUAUAAAGUCAGAGACGUCAGACCUCUUCAUCAUUCACUCUCUCAGGACUCACCGGACUGCUCUUUCCAUCUCUUUCUCUCUCUCCGGGAUCAUGGAUCUUUCCAGCCUGCUGAUCGUCGUCUCUCUCGUAGCCCACAGCGGAGCCUUCGACCUGGGCCAGACAACUCGCUGCGUCCCUGUUCCCCAUCAGAUGAGCGUUUGUCAGGAUGUGCCGUAUUCUGAAAUGAGGCUGCCCAACCUGUUGGGUCACAGCAGUCUUGAAGAAGCGGUUCCUCGUUCUGAAGAAUGGAGAACUUUGCUUCAUACCGGCUGCCACCCGCAGGCCAGGACUUUCGUUUGCUCAUUGAUCGCUCCUGUGUGCUUGGACAGGUUUAUUCAGCCGUGUCGUAGCGUGUGCAGGGCCGUACGGGACAGCUGUGCCCCUGUUUUGGCCUGUCAUGGACACGCAUGGCCCGAAGCUCUGGAUUGUGAUCGGUUUCCCGAGCAGGAUGAUACGUGCCUGACACCUCUACCCAAACAUAUUAGCGCUUUCUCCAAAGAAUUUCCUCAGCCUGCCUGUCAAAACUGUCCAUCUGUAGAGGAGGUGCCUUCGCUAAAAAGAGUGAUGGAUGCCUUGUGUCUCAGUGAUUUUGCUGUGAAAGCCAAGAUCUCUCGCCGUCGUCUGCCCUCCUCAGAUCCAGAGCUGAUGGUGGAGGGACACGUGGAGUUUAUCCAGCGAGGUCCACUGCUCCCUUACGACACCGCCAGCCUCCUUCAACGCUGGCUCCUCAUCAACCUCAGAUGUGCUCACGAUCUGGUCCGACCCGGUCGCGCUCAGCUCUACCUCAUCACAGGAACCAUGCGCCCGAACGGAUCCAUCGAGCUGUCCAGCCUCUUCCCCUGGCUCAAAAAAGACCUCCAUAUCACUGUCGCUACACGCAAAUGGAAACACCACAAGUGCUAG
Molecule: messenger RNA, 978 nt
Organism: Paramisgurnus dabryanus
Lineage: Eukaryota; Metazoa; Chordata; Actinopteri; Cypriniformes; Cobitidae
Gene: szl
Product: sizzled
Biological process (GO): canonical Wnt signaling pathway; non-canonical Wnt signaling pathway
Molecular function (GO): Wnt-protein binding
Source: RefSeq, a predicted model, not a curated record